This is a messenger RNA of Paramormyrops kingsleyae, 1550 nucleotides long. The record is from RefSeq and is a predicted model, not a curated record. Lineage: Eukaryota; Metazoa; Chordata; Actinopteri; Osteoglossiformes; Mormyridae.
AGUGAGCGUGGGCACGCGGGCGGCGUCGCGGAGGCGGAGUCAGGGAAUGGCCCCGCCCCUGCCAGCACCGCACCCGUCCUAAACUUUGGCUGAAUACGAAUAGUACAUUUGUUAAAGGUGUUUUGGUCAAACCAAAGAUAUGUCCAGGAAAGACACGGAUACACCUGCGGCAGAAAACUCCCCGCCAAUGACGCUGCAGGACUGCCUGGCCGAGUGCAUGGAGGCCGUGGACCUCUUCCUUAACAACCGCUUCACCGAGAGCCUGGAUAAGCUGCGGCCCCAUAUGCAGGACAGCAUGUACCACGCUGUGAUGUACGCCACCAUGCUGGAGAUGCAGGCCAUGAUGACCUUCCAGCACGAUGACAUCGUCAGGGCUGGGAACACCAUGAAAAGUGCCCAGGAGGUGUGCCAGAGGUUCCGCAAAAAGUCGUCCAGCAUAGUCAGCAAGUCUGGAGAAGGUUUAACCGAAGAACAGCUGCAUGCUGAGCUGUGCUACGCAGAAUGUCUGCUGCAGAGAGCCGCUCUCACCUUUUUACAGGAUGAGAACAUGGUGAGCUUUAUCAAAGGAGGAGUCAAGGUACGCAGCAGUUACCUCAUCUACAAAGACCUGCACACCUUCCUUCAGUCACAUCAGUAUCACAAAGGACUGAACCACUUCCAGUUAGAAGGAGGGGUGUCGUUUGGAAUCGGCGCAUUUAACUUGACCCUCUCCCUGUUUCCCGCUCGGAUCUUACGGCUCUUAGAAUUCGCUGGCCUUUCGGGGGAUAAGGAAUACGGUCUCUCCCAGCUACACAGCGGCGCCACAUCACUCAACCUGCGCUCCAUGCUGUGUGCCCUGCUGCUGCUGUGCUACUAUACCUUCCUCUCCUUCAUCCUGGGUAACAGUCCCUCCUGCAUAUGCUACGGGACUGGGGAAGGCGAUGUGGACAACGCUGAGAAGCUACUGAAGCCAUUCCGCGUUCGCUAUCCACGGGGUGCCAUAUUCCUCUUCUUUGCUGGACGAACUGAGGAGAUCCGUGGGAACAUAGAUGAGGCGGUGGCACUGUUUGAAGACGGCUGCAGGGCCCAGCAGGCCUGGAAGCAGUUCCACCACAUGUGUUACUGGGAGCUGCUGUGGUGCUUCACUUACAAGCGUGUCUGGAAGAUGGCCUACUUCUACGCAGACCUCCUCAGCCAGGAGAGCCGCUGGUCCAAGGCCAUGUAUGUGUAUAUGAAGGCAGCCUGCCUCAGCAUGCUGCCCGACGACGAGGUCAGGCCUUUCGGGGAGAACGAAGUGGAGCUCUUCAGACAGGUGCCAACAUUUAAGCAAAAAAUAGCAGGGAAGUCCCCCCCAACUGAGAAGUUUGCUAUCCGAAAAGCCCGGCGCUAUAAAUCCAGCAGCCCAACGCGGCUUCCAGUGCCUGUGUUGGAAAUGAUGUACAUGUGGAAUGGCUUUACGAUGAUUCGUAGUCGGCCAGACCUGACAAGAGGGAUGAUGGAGACCUUGGUGGAUGCAGAGCGUGCCCUGCAGGACCGCCCCGGUACUGCACUCAACAUCUAACCCACUGUUG